Molecule: messenger RNA, 627 nt
Organism: Parathielavia appendiculata
Lineage: Eukaryota; Fungi; Ascomycota; Sordariomycetes; Sordariales; Chaetomiaceae
Exons: 1
Coding region: 1-627 (208 amino acids)
Source: RefSeq, a predicted model, not a curated record
AUGCCCUCGAUCUAUACAGACUCUUCUGCUGGGGCUUCGUCCUAUUCCGCUGUUCCUACCGCUCGCAGGAGAAGUGGGAAAAAGUUCCUCGCCCUUGUCCAGGGGCACGCCCGCGAGUGCUUUGAGCAGGCCGGGCUGAUAGACGUUUACUCGCGCAUGCGCUGGACCGUCUUCGAGGACGCGGCCGGGCUUGACGGCGCCGAUAUCGCCGAGACGAGCCGUCGGUUCAUCGAUUUGGUACAGCGGGGCCCAGGCGGCGAGGAGCUGGCGGGCAGCGCAUUUACGUCGAUAAUAGGCGGCACGCCGAGGCAUGAGUUCUUUUUACACGUCGACGAGGAGAGCUUGGAGAGCGUGGUAGACGAUGCGAAGGCGAAGGAAAAGAGCGGGUACUUUUGCACGGUGGUGAUGCCGGGCAAUGUGGUUUUAUGGGAAAUCAAGAGGGAUCGAGAGGGUAUAUAUCGGUUUUGCGAGGAUGGGCGAGAGGUAGAGGAGGAUGAGAUGUGGGAUCUGAGAAAACGCGUUAGGAUCGAUGACCCUGUCUCUUUGUAUGCCGAGCUCCAUGUUAGCCUGGACUUAUGGUAUUGCCUCCUGUCGUUUCCCGAUAACCCGGAUAUUUUCGUGCCCUAA